Uranotaenia lowii is the source of this 467-nucleotide messenger RNA. RefSeq lists its product as uncharacterized. Lineage: Eukaryota; Metazoa; Arthropoda; Insecta; Diptera; Culicidae. The transcript has 3 exons. The record is from RefSeq and is a predicted model, not a curated record. The coding region runs from base 15 to 467 and encodes 150 amino acids.
AUUUUCGAAUCAAAAUGGCGACAGACAGGGAGAUACAAUUCGCGUCUUUUAUAUUAAAAGAUUUCCAGCUACCGGAGGAAGCUUUAGAAUGUGUGCGCCAGUUUGGUGGGAAGCGCCUCGUCGAAGUCUCCCGGGACGAUUUUUUUCCGCUCUUGGCCGAGUCCUCCCCCGGUGAAGAAAAUAAAUUGUGGAAUGUGGAAGAAAUUUUCCGCAGGGUAGCGGAGUGGCGACAAAAACAGGUAGCCAUCGAAAGCUUGUCACCAGAAAUUCAGCGGUUUAUAAUACAACCUGAUGAAAAAUCACAGGAGCAGAAAACGUUCAACAAUCAAAGGCAGGAGGAAUCUUUACCCUAUGAACAGGCCCCGACAAGCGAUGAACGAGGUAGUCUUGGAGCCAAGAUGUUUCGUGAAAGAUUUGGUCAAGAUUUCCACGCAUCGGAAAGCUACAAGGUUGCGGAGAAAACAUAA